AUGGGUGACAUUCGGUUCUCCACUCCUGAUUCCUCUUCCCAGGACGGAAGAGUCCUUUCCAUCGACCCAAAAUUGAAAAGCAGGGAUUUGCUGGUUCCGAUAGCCUCCAAUCUGGAAUACGAUGACCCCGACAUGAGACUCGAGCCCCGAGUCUCCUCAGGUGGUGGGAAUAUUCGCCCCGACUCGCCACCCAAGGAUGUUAGAGUCGGUGCUGUAAACCCAUACGCACUGGUCGAGGCGCUUCUCAGCCGAAACAUUGACACCUAUUCGACGAAGUCGGCCCAGAUCAUCUCCAAUGUUCUGCAGACGGACUAUGAUGAGCUUUUCGACAUGAAGCAUAACUCAGUGCUUUUCACCGGACUGAGACUUAACGAAAAAGACAGGAAGGCCGAGAAGCUGUCCGAGAAAGACAUGAGGAUCCUGAAUGAGCGGGAUCUCAUGACUCCCGAUUUGUCGGAGGUCAGGAAGCUUGAUGACCUCGAGAGGAUCGGAUUGAAGGAUCUGGGCAAAACUCAUGUUAAGAGGGCCCGCAUGCAGAAUGGCAAGCUCCAUUUGGUUCUUCAUGCUCACUCCUUGGGCAAGACGGUGUCCAACCGCGAGGUGACCAUCUCGUGGCGCGACAUGUACGACUACUUCUUCCAAACCGUCAACAAGCGUCUCAUUGGCGACCUCACCAUGUUCCAGAUCGGCGAGCGGCGCGAGACCAUGCACAACUUCGAUGAUCCAACUCAAGGCUGCGCCAGCAAUAGCUGGCUGAUUGCCGCGCUGUUCUCGGUUUUCUGGGCCGAUCCUCACAUCAUCAACCGCGCUACUCGCAUUCACCAGGAGAAGAACGAGAAGAAGCGCCUGUCCAUCAAAUUCCAUGACAAGGGCGGUGACAACAACGCCCGCACCGAGACUGUGGAAGUCGACUAUGAGAUCCCCAUCAACAACUCCAACAACAUGCCUCUGUAUUGCCGUUCCAGCGAUGGUGCUGACAUUUGGCCUGCGCUGUACGAGAAGGCAUUCGCUAAGUGGAUCACUGGCAGCUCCUCGGAGCAGCCUGACAUUACCCAGACGCAUUCUGGUGAUCCCAUCAAGGCCAUGGCACAGAUCAAUGACCGGGAACCUCACUAUUUCAGAACUGAGAACCAUUCUGCCCACGACCUCUUGGGACUGGUCCGCUCUAACUGCGUCAACUUCAAGACUAUCAAUCCGAUGGCGGCCUGGACCUACGCCACUGGAAACAACUUUAGGGGCAGCAAUAUCAUUGCCAAUCAUGCAUACUCCAUUCUUGGCUACACCAUUCUUGGGGACAAGCAAUACGUCGUUUUCCGCAACCCAUGGGGCGUCACUGAGCCAAUUGGGCUGAACAGCUAUCCCGGGCUGCUUGAGCGCCUUGACUCUCAGUUGUGGCACCCAGCGUCCUUGCUUGACCACGGUGGCGUCUUCGCCAUGGAGCCAGAGGCAUUCAAGCACUGUUUCUCCUACAUGGGUGUUGCGAAAUAAGUCACCCACGACUUAUAAGUCAGCAGUUGCACACUUUAAAUCAAACUUCUUUGAUCAGCUCUCUCUCAUGUUUGAUUACCGUCUUUUGUGUGAUAAACAUGGUUCGUUCAUUUAGUAAGGCUGAUGCAGCUGCUGGUGAAAUAUUGGAAGGUGGGCAGGUGAGUGCGGCCAGCGAGGUAAAUGGGGACUGAGAUUUUAUCACCG
This is a messenger RNA of Ilyonectria robusta, 1692 nucleotides long. RefSeq lists its product as uncharacterized. Gene Ontology annotation, molecular function: calcium-dependent cysteine-type endopeptidase activity. The coding region runs from base 1 to 1488 and encodes 495 amino acids. NCBI's taxonomy places the organism in Eukaryota, Fungi, Ascomycota, Sordariomycetes, Hypocreales, Nectriaceae. The transcript has 3 exons. Gene Ontology annotation, biological process: proteolysis. Gene Ontology annotation, cellular component: cytoplasm. The record is from RefSeq and is a predicted model, not a curated record.